GAGAGGAGGAGGUUAGUGAGUGGAGAGGAGGAGGUUAGUGAGCGGAGAGAAGGAGGUCAGUGAGCAGAGAGGAGGAGGUUAGUGAGCGGAAAGGAGGAGGUCAGUGAACAGAGAGGAGGUCAGUGAGAAGGGUUAGGGGGUUAUAAUUUUAGUCAGACUAGAAUGCACUUCAGAUUUAGACCAAAUACAAAUGUAAAAUAUGGUAUGUAAAAGAACUCAUAUGGUAAAAUUUGUAAACAAUUUUGUGAAUCCCUGAGAACCUUCAGAAAAAACAUGAUGCUAACCAAAAUCAUAUGAAGGAAUCUGUGUGUGUGUGUGUGUUUGUUUGUUUGCUUGUGUGCAGAUUAUGUCUAAGUGCAUGUUACUUUUUUUGAGAGUGUGAGGUUAAGAGAUUGUGUGUGAGCUUGUUAUGUACUAUAUGUCUGAUUUACAUAAGUAUGUAUGUAUGAGUUUGUGUCCAUCACACUUUUCCACAUAUAAGCUCGCCAGCCUAUUUUACAAAUAUGUGUAGCUAGCUGCACCGUUUACUAUAAAACUAAGAUAUUCGCAAGACAUUGGCUGAGUUUCAUCCGCCCCUCCUCGAGAAAAGGAUUUCUGCAGCGGUGUAGCCCCAAAUGGGAGGGGUAUAUCUCCAGAGAGGAGUUCUUUGACUCCUGAAUGGGCUGAGUUUAACUGUAAAAUGGGAGAUGCGAACUGAUUAGGAGUUGCUGGUCAGAGGUGAAUGCGUCUGUGCUGUUCCCAGGGUCCCGUUGGCCCGUUAUGGGACUGCUCUUGUCUCCUAGUAACUGGCUGCUUGCCUGAAUUUCCUUCUCUGGACAGUCUGCCUCUUUUCUGUCAUGAUUUAAUUCCAUUAAUGUGUUUUUUAUGCAACUAAUGUUUAUGUACUCUCAUGGAUCUUCCACAACAAAUACAGCUAGCUAACGUUAUUAACUGGAGUGCUUUAAGUAUUAUAGCAUGCUAGCUGUCUAUCUAGCUAGCCUUUUAUAACAUAAUGCUUGUUGUAUGCUAGGUUGCUGUAUAGUCAUCUCCCCUGCACACCGUGAUUGCUGUUGUUGUAUAUUCACUUGCAGCUUCAGUGUUGUUUUGUUACUAACAUACUCUGAGACUGUGUGUGCAAUGUGACAUUAGAGGUAUAGUACCCCUCUGUAUAACCUGUGGUUAUUGUUUGUACUCCUGCAGAUAAUUACUGUGUUCGUUCAUGGCUGCCAUUUUGGACAGUGGUCAGUUCCACUGUAAGAUGAACUACUGUGUUUAUAGAUGUGGGGAACUAAAGCAGGGCUAGCGCAGAGCUCAUCACAGCAAGCUCUGUCACCACUGACAACAAGCCCGAGGAGAUGCAUGAAAUGGUUUCCAGGAUACCAGCUGUUACCAGGGAUACAUUUUACGUUUUAGAGUGUCUGUCCAGAGGCUCCGAAAAUAAAAGAGAAAGAGGAGGAAAUGUGUCUACAAUGCUAUCCCUUUUAAUGAUGAUCAGCGAUCAUAAGACUGAACAAGUGGGUUAAGUGAAUGCUCUACUAGUUUGAUGAUAUUCAUUUUUUAAAAUAAUUCUGCUGUUUGUGACAGUUGCAAGAAAAUGUACUAUUACACUUAUUUGGGCCAUCGGCAAUAAAACAAAUGAAUGGCACCUGCACAAACACCUGGAGAGGACAGGUAGAGAUGGGCAGGGCUGUGACAGGGGUACUUACUGAUUUAUUUAUAACAGGUACAUAAAUAGGUUUUAUUUAUUUUAAAGAAUUGUAAACCAUUUGGCUUUCUUGUGUUUUUCACACAAAGAGGAAGAGAGAGCUCUGAAAUGAAGUGUUUUACAGAGCAGCGAGGCACUGAGUCCAAAGACACUGAAGAUUAAUAUUACAGGGAGUGUCCUUGUGGAGACAGCAUUACAGAUAUCAUUCAGACCUUUAGACCAUACAGAGGGAAACUGUUACAAGCUGAAUGGCUUUGUACAGCACAGCAUGCCUCCCACUGUAAGGCAUGCAGGCCGGCCUUUUCCAUCUUUUCAUAAUUUUAUAUUUGCCUGAAUUUAUUUUAAGACAUUUGAUUGAGCUCUUAUUUAUUGUCAUUAUUCUGUGGGUAAAUAGGUGCUGAUGUAUCUGAACUUACGCUUUGCUUCAGUGCUUCUGUGUGUUAUUGCAAUCUAGUGAAAGAAUGACCUCAAUGCAGGAAGUAAAAAAAAAAUAAUAAAAAAAAUCAUGGCUCCAUUAUUAUAGAAAGGUCAUCAAGACUUCCAACAUCAUCAAGGACACCAUUAUAGCGAAGCGUUUAUCAUCAUCAUCAUCAUCAUCAUCAUCAUCAUCAUCAUCAUUUUCCUCAGCAUCAUUAUCAUCAUCAUCAUCAUCAUCAUGUUCUGAGCCAGCACAGUCAUCAUCAUCAUCAUCAUCAUUAUCAUUAGGGCUGGUAAUCAUCCAGGCAGGUUUCAGCAGCUCAAUAUAAGGCGAGCUGGAGCCAGGCCUUCCUCAGUCUCUCUCCCUGCAGCUGGGAGCAAAGAGGCUUCUGCUGUCCUCCACUCCUCCUCUCCUCUCUUUCCCUCCUGCUCCUCUCCUCCUCUCUUUCCCUCCUUCCCUGUCUGUGUUUCCUUCGCUCACUGUAACAUGAGAAUAGACUACAUCUGCUUCCAGUGUAGCACUUUGUCUCCAGCUCAUUUGAUGCAGAGCUACUUACUUACUGCAGGGCUGAUUGGAUGCUUGUGAUUGGUUCCUGUUGUAGACACGGCUGAGCUGAUUGGUUUGGAGGAGUUCCCCCUGUGCUUCACUCCCCUCAGCAUGGAGAGCCAGGCAGACCACGCCCAGGACCCUGAGAGCGAGGCGGAGGAGGGCGGAGCUUGUGCAAGCUGCGGCCAAUCACUGAGCCUGGCUGGGCCGUACUGCCCACGCUGUGGAGACCGAGGGAAAGGGCGGGGCUUCCGCUCAGACCCCGCCCCCCAUGCCGAUGAGGAUGAGGAUGAGGAUGAGGCGCUGCAGGGCGGUGGAGAGGAAGGUGGGGACGGCCCCCCCAAACUGCACACCUGCAAGCUGUGCAGCUUCUCCUCCCGCUACUCCAACCACCUGAAGCGGCACAUGAAGACGCACAACGGCGAGAAGCCGUACCGCUGCCCGCUCUGCGCAUACGCGUCUGCGCAGCUGGUCAACCUGCAGCGCCACCUGCGCAUCCACACCGGCGAGAAACCCUACAGCUGCGCCCACUGCCACUUUGCCUGCAGCUCCCUGGGCAACCUGAAGAGGCACCAGCGCAUGCAUGCGCAGGAACAGCACAGUCACUGCAGCACCCCGCUGCACAGGCAUGUGACAGGACAGGCUGCAGCGGAGGGGACGGAUGAGUCUGCUGGAGAGGCUGUGCUGCGCUCUCAUCACCAUGGCGACCACCUGAACCCAGGGAAUGACCCACCACAGGAUGCAGGCGGGACUGGAGGUGGGGCUAGGGCAGUGGGUGUGGCCAAUGCCCUCCCGGAGCUGCUGUUCCCCUUCACCUGCCGGCUGUGCGGGGUGGUCCUGGACGACGAGGACGGCACGUCUGCGCAGAUCUGCAGCAGCUGCACGCUGGACAUGCUGACCAAGGCCCCGCCCAGCAGCCCGGGGGAGAGGGGCGAGCGGGUGUUCUCCUGCGCCCUGUGCUCCUUCACCACCCAGUACCCCAACCACCUGGCCCGCCACAUGAAGACCCACAGCGGGGAGAAGCCCUACAAGUGCCCCCAGUGCGACUACGCCUCCGCCCACUUCGACAACCUGAAGCGCCACCACCGCGUGCACACGGGCGAGAAGCCCUACAAGUGCCACCUGUGCGACUACGCCUGCGGCAACCUGGCCAACCUCAAACGGCACCAACGGAUCCACUCCGGCGCCAAGCCCUUCCAGUGCGCCGUGUGCAGCUACAGCUGCAACCAGAGCAUGAACCUGAAGCGGCACAUGCUGCGGCACACCGGUGAGAAGCCCUUCUGCUGCCAGGAGUGCCCCUACACCACCGGCCACUGGGACAACUACAAACGGCACCAGAGGAAGCAUGGCCACUCCGCACAUGGCUGGGUCAAAGUGCAGCUGCCCCACACCGAGGAGGAGGAGGACGAAGAGGAGGAGGAGGAGGAGGAGGAGGAUGUGUAGCUGCUUACAAGUGUGUGGGGAAGGGUGUAUGUGUGUGUGGAGGGGGAGUAAGU
Molecule: messenger RNA, 4144 nt
Organism: Anguilla anguilla (European eel)
Lineage: Eukaryota; Metazoa; Chordata; Actinopteri; Anguilliformes; Anguillidae
Gene: znf513a
Product: zinc finger protein 513a
Exons: 3
Coding region: 2760-4091 (443 amino acids)
Biological process (GO): regulation of DNA-templated transcription
Molecular function (GO): DNA-binding transcription factor activity, RNA polymerase II-specific; RNA polymerase II cis-regulatory region sequence-specific DNA binding
Source: RefSeq, a predicted model, not a curated record